This is a messenger RNA of Chlorella variabilis, 885 nucleotides long. RefSeq names its product expressed protein. The transcript has 9 exons. Bases 1 to 885 code for a protein of 294 amino acids. NCBI's taxonomy places the organism in Eukaryota, Viridiplantae, Chlorophyta, Trebouxiophyceae, Chlorellales, Chlorellaceae. The record is from RefSeq and is a predicted model, not a curated record.
AUGACGGAGGUAGAGAAGCUGCAGGCCGACCCGCAAUUCGCCAUCGAGCUUGUGCUGGGACCUCCCUGCCCCGAGCUGGUGCCACAAGAUGCCUCGCGCGGCCUGAAGUUCGCAGGCCACUUCACCAGUGCUCCGCAGCAAUUUGUGUUCAAGAAGGCCCAUUUGAGUGGCGACGACUUCCGGAUUUUCAACAAAGAGGGCCACCUGGUUUGCGUGUCGCACCACGAGGGCAAGAACCCGUACGAAUCGCUUGACCCGCUGGGCCUCUCCAACCAGCCCCAGCGGCUGGAAUGGAAGAGCCUGACAUGGGUGACAGGCUACCAUGGCAUGCCCAGCUUCAAAAUUCGGCCCAAGGCGCUGAGCAGGCACGGGCGGCAGCAUGUGGUGGACUACCAGGGCGCCCAGGUCUUCUUCAGCGUGGGCAACAAGAGCCGGCUGAGCACCAUGAGCGUGCGGCACAACAUGGAGGUGUGCCAAGGCGAGGGCUCCGAGGUUGUGUACGAGAUUGAGGCAGACCUGGCGGGCCGCACGCUGCAGUUUAAGAACCCCCAGGGCCAGCUGGUGGCUGUGGCGCAGAAGUCCACCAAGGCGCUGAUCAUGAAUGCGGCGCUGGGCGGCGGCAGCGAGAUGGCGGUGGACGUGGCGGCGGGCGUCGACUGGACCGCAAUCCUGGCCUGCAUAAUGGCCAUCCAGCAGGUGGGAGCGCACAUGGCGAAGGAUGCCUUUGGCAACUUUGUGGCAGCCCCGCUGGCCAACCAGGCGCAGGAUGCGGCGCUGGAGGCCACCGGCCUCGACGGGAUUGCAAACCAGCUGGGCAGCCUCACCAACUCUGGCAUCCGGAAGUUCUCACAGGCCAAUCACAUGUAUCAACAGUUCUUCAAGUGA